This is a messenger RNA of Saxophila tyrrhenica, 1263 nucleotides long. RefSeq lists its product as uncharacterized. The transcript has 4 exons. The coding region runs from base 1 to 1263 and encodes 420 amino acids. Lineage: Eukaryota; Fungi; Ascomycota; Dothideomycetes; Mycosphaerellales; Extremaceae. The record is from RefSeq and is a predicted model, not a curated record.
AUGGACGAAGACCCGUGCAUUUUUACGCCAUGUGGCCACGCCAUCACUGUCGACUCACUCGAUGGCACCGCGGAGAUGCAAAAGUACUACGACAUUGAGCCACUCUCUGGCAAGUUGACCGGCUUGAAGCCUUCACCCGAACCAUUCUCCAUUCAAGACUCCAAGCCGUGCCCGGAGUGCAGAGGCUCGCUGCGCAACGAGGCCCGCCACGGUCGCAUCGUUAGACGGGCAGCACUCGAUGAGCAUCAGGAUCUGGCCGCGCGCUUGAGCAAGAUCGAAGGCGAUUUGUUGGGUUCACUCGACUCGAAGCGCAAGCCCAGCCAAUCCGUGUUCCUCGAAGGAGACGUCAUAGCUCAGAUGGGAGUCGUCAGGAGGUUGAAGACUUCAAAGCGGUACAACAAGCUUUUCCUGCUGGUUCAGGAGAUCGCGCAUUUCUCGCAGCAACUCACUGAAGACGAGCAACCAUACCAGCGUGUACACGACCUGGUCGAGAUAGCUCGUUGUCGAAACAGUUCCUCCGACCAUCCCGCAGCAUUCAAUUUCGAAAGCGAAGAGCUGCAACUCCGCGAUCAUUUGCUGUCAAGCAACCUGCUCAUACGCAGCCACAUCAUCCUGUUCAGUGACAUUGUCGAUGUACAGGUGGGGACACCGACGGUUUUGCGUGGUGUUCUGCGGGUCGACUUCUCCGCCAACCGUGCGCUGUGCGACGAGCUCACCACCGAAGCAAAGGACGGCGCAUACGUCCGCCAAGAGGCCAAAGCGCUGGUGUUAUGGGCCAAGCUCGCAGCGAUGGAAUGUGGCAUCCAUAGUAUCGAUGCCGAUGGAGAUGGAUCUGGGUCUCAGCAUUACAUCGACGAGCUCAACCUGCGCGCGGUCGAGCGGCUCAAAGACGUCGAGAAGAUCUUCGCCCAGCAGGCGGAGAAGAGUGAGCAACGGCAGAUGCGUCUGCGCCGGGAGCGUCCCGACCUUGUCCAGGAGACGCCAUCGGCCGGCAUGGAGGCAAUUCGAACGAAAGCCGCGGAGGUGCGGCGCAUGCUUCACGAAGGAGUAUCAAGCACGGAGAUGAGGAUGAUUGUGGGUACGAUGUCGAAGGAGUUUGGCGGGACUGGGCAUUGGUACCGCUGCGUCAACGGCCACCCGUUCACUGCGAAUGCGGGAUGCCCAUGGCUCUCGCGUCGUGUCCAACCGUGGGAGGGCAGAGUCAUCGGCCAGCUGCUGGCGUCACAUCAGCUCGUGACAUCGAGGAGAGGUUUGGGGAAAUGA